AUGAUUAAGUAGAAUUGCUUUACAAGAAAAUUAUAGUAGAUGAUUCUCCUUUAGAUUUCCUUCAGAAGAGACACUUGCUUUACUAAUUACAAUAGAAUUUAAAGACAACCAGCAUUUCAUUUAGUAAAGUAAUUAUUGCAAAUUUAGAAAUAAGUCCUCAGCAACAUCCAGAUUGCUCAUAUAUUUAAAUGAUAUGGUGUCAAAAUUGAAUCAGAUUGAAUCUAAUCUAGAAAAACAAGAUUGUGAAAGUUUAGAACAUCAUAUACAAGAAAUGGUUUAACAGUAUUCCUCCAUACCUAUUUUAAAUCAAUCUUAAUCCAAACUUAGAUUGUAACAACCAUAAAAG
Molecule: messenger RNA, 346 nt
Organism: Paramecium sonneborni
Lineage: Eukaryota; Ciliophora; Oligohymenophorea; Peniculida; Parameciidae
Source: the annotation of a GenBank genome assembly